GUUAACAACGCCACUGCGCGAGUGAUGACCAAUAAGAAGAUGGUCACACCUUACGCAAAUGGUUGGAAGUUGAGUCCUGUGGUUGGAGCGGUGUACGGCCCUGAGUUAUAUGCAGCGUCCAGCUUUCAAGCAGAUGUCUCGCUGGGCAAUGACGCCGCAGUGCCCCUGUCAGGAAGGGGGGGUAUUAACACUUACAUUCCUUUAAUCAUUCCAGGCUUCCCCUAUCCAACUGCAGCCACCACAGCAGCCGCGUUUCGGGGAGCCCAUCUGAGGGGCCGAGGAAGGACAGUGUAUGGGGCAGUCCGGGCGGUACCUCCCACAGCCAUCCCUGCCUACCCAGGUGUGGUUUACCAGGACGGAUUUUACGGUGCUGACCUCUAUGGUGGAUACGCAGCCUACAGAUAUGCACAGCCUGCUACUGCAACAGCAGCCACAGCCGCUGCAGCCGCUGCAGCAGCUUACAGCGAUGGUUAUGGCAGGGUGUACACAGCAGAUCCUUACCAUGCCCUUGCCCCUGCCGCUAGCUACGGAGUUGGCGCUGUGGCGAGUUUAUACCGAGGUGGCUACAGCCGAUUUGCCCCCUACUGAAGUGACGUGAGCCCCCUGCAAGUGGGACAGCCCCCCCAGUUCAUGAGGCCUGGCUAUUGCAAUAUUUACUAGUAGAGGAACUCUAUAGCAAGACAAGGAGGAAAAACAAAAAAAAAAAACAAAAAACAAAAAAAAAAAGAGAAAAUACUUUUUUAUACCUCACUAUGUUCUUUGAAUAUGUAUUUUUUUUUUCCUUUAAAUUUCUGCCUUUAAUUCUUUUGUUCC
Messenger RNA from Leptosomus discolor (cuckoo roller), 813 nucleotides. NCBI's taxonomy places the organism in Eukaryota, Metazoa, Chordata, Aves, Leptosomiformes, Leptosomidae. The record is from RefSeq and is a predicted model, not a curated record.